UCCUUCUCUAUUACUUCCGCUUAAUGUCGAUACGUAGGAAACGUUGAUUCCGCCAUCUUGCAAUUCUUUGCUGAAAGGAACUUGUACACUUCGUUAUGAGUUCGUUAAAACUACAGAAGAGGCUUGCAGCCUCUGUUAUGCGAUGUGGUAAAAAGAAGGUCUGGUUAGAUCCCAAUGAAAUUAACGAAAUUGCAAACACAAAUUCUCGGCAAAGCAUUAGAAAGCUGAUUAAGGACGGUCUUAUUAUUAAGAAACCUGUUGCUGUUCAUUCAAGAGCUCGAGUUCGCAAAAAUACAGAAGCUAGACGUAAAGGGCGUCAUUGUGGUUUUGGUAAAAGAAAAGGUACAGCAAAUGCUCGUACACCUCAAAAGGAUCUUUGGAUCCAAAGAAUGAGAGUUCUUCGUAGACUCCUGAAGAAAUAUCGUGAAACAAAAAAGAUUGAUAGACAUCUCUAUCAUUCCCUGUACAUGAAGGCUAAGGGUAACGUGUUCAAGAAUAAGAGAGUUUUAAUGGAAUUCAUCCAUAAAAAGAAGGCUGAGAAAGCAAGAGCAGAGAUGCUUUCGGAUCAAGCAGAGGCGCGUCGUACUAAAGUUAGGGAAGCGCGUAAACGCAGAGCAGAACGUAUUGCUACAAAGAAACAAGAAUUACUGCAGUCAUACCAGCGUGAAGAUGAAGCCGCAGCAGCGCAAAAAAAGUGAUCUAACAAUUUUACAGAUUGUUGUAUAAAUAAAAUCUAAAAAACAUUUACUUCUUUUAAUCUGA
Molecule: messenger RNA, 762 nt
Organism: Bombus huntii
Lineage: Eukaryota; Metazoa; Arthropoda; Insecta; Hymenoptera; Apidae
Gene: RpL19
Product: 60S ribosomal protein L19
Exons: 4
Coding region: 96-698 (200 amino acids)
Biological process (GO): translation
Cellular component (GO): cytosolic large ribosomal subunit; ribosome
Molecular function (GO): structural constituent of ribosome; RNA binding
Source: RefSeq, a predicted model, not a curated record